Molecule: messenger RNA, 480 nt
Organism: Penicillium concentricum
Lineage: Eukaryota; Fungi; Ascomycota; Eurotiomycetes; Eurotiales; Aspergillaceae
Product: CXXC motif containing zinc binding protein
Exons: 5
Coding region: 1-480 (159 amino acids)
Molecular function (GO): zinc ion binding
Source: RefSeq, a predicted model, not a curated record
AUGCUCACUCUUUUGAUCGAAGCUCAACUGGAGGGUGUUACUGCCCUCCUGCCCACUGACACUGAGGAAAAUCCCUACUUCUACACUUUCAAAGUGAAAUGCACCUCCUGCCACGAGACACACCCUAACUGGGUCAGCUUCAACCGUUUCGAGACGCACGAAAUCCCCGGUAGCCGCGGCGAGGCUAAUUUUGUGUGGAAGUGCCGACUGUGCACGAAAACCCACACUGCAUCCGUCAUUAGCGGACCUAAGCCCUAUGAGGCUCAGGAAAAGAGCAAGGCCCAGAAGAUCCUUGAAAUUGACUGCCGUGGCCUUGAGUUUAUUGAGUUCAAGCCCGAUGGCGAAUGGGAAGCCAAGGCUAUUGAGUCCACCACCACCUUCUCUGGCAUUGAUCUUAUGGAGGGUGAGUGGUAUGACUACGACGAGAAGAAGGGUGAGGAAGUCAGCAUCAAGGAAAUCACCUGGACUGUUGGCCGUUAA